GGAGGGCGGCGUGCGCGGCCUUUAAGAGAAGCGCAGGUCCGCCGCCGAUGUACCGAGGAGCCGCGGCGUGAGUAAGCGCAGCAAAGCCCGAACCCGCCUGUCUCGCAUCACCAAGAUAACGAGCUCGGCAGGAAGUAUGGGGGGCUGAUACAGUCUGCAUUCAGGGAGACGCCUAUACCUAUCAACAUGGUGUCGUGGAUCAUCUCAAGGAUAGUGGUGCUUGCUUUUGGGACACUUUACCCUGCCUACUCCUCAUACAAGGCAGUGAAGACGAAGAAUGUGAAGGAAUACGUGAAAUGGAUGAUGUACUGGAUAGUCUUUGCGUUCUUCACCACAGCAGAGACACUCACAGACAUCGUCCUCUCCUGGUUCCCAUUUUACUUUGAGCUGAAGAUCGCCUUUGUCAUCUGGCUGCUGUCCCCAUACACCAAGGGCUCUAGCGUGCUCUACCGCAAGUUUGUACACCCCACGCUGUCCAGCAGAGAGAAGGAGAUAGAUGAAUACAUCUCUCAGGCCCGGGAUCGCAGCUACGAGACCAUGAUGCGUUUCGGAAAGCGCGGCCUCAACCUGGCGGCCAACGCCGCCGUGACGGCUGCCACCAAGGGACAGGGCGUGCUGUCGGAGAAGCUGCGGAGCCUCAGCAUGCAGGACCUGACGCUGAUCCGCGACGAGGAAGAGCUGCGUCUGCAUGGCUGCGAGCCCCGCAUGCGAUCGCACGACGACGCGGGCGUGGUGCCCCGCAAGACUGUCCCGCGCCAAGCCCGCACCACGGCCGCCUCUGACGAAUCGCAUCACGGCAGCGAGCAGUUGGACACGCGGCCGGAGCAGUCGGAUGAGGACGCCGCGGAGAAAGCCCCCAGGCGAGCUGCCAGCGUCAAGGCAGCCAAGAAACCAGCCGCCGCCAAGACAGAGACCCAAACAAAGACUCUGAAGAAACAGCCAAAGAAGAAGACCACUCCUGCCACUGGGGGCAGUGCAGAGACACCCUGAGCUGGGCUCCUGUACACACACACAGCCCUCGGCAGCUUUGCUUGUCCUCAUUUUUUUCUCCUCCUCGCCUGACACACACACACACACAGACACACACACACUCACACAAACUCAUGUGAACACUCAUUCUCAUACAUAGCCAAGAAUUUUGGAAGUCUUCGUAGCCAGUUGUGUUGAUUUAAUUGUAUGGCCAACCCUGUUACACUCCUAGCAGGGCUUGUUGUUUUGGGGGGGGAGGUGGGUUGCCUUCUGCUGCCCCCUUAAGGCCAGAUCAGGCAUGGCACCUGCUUACAUUUUUUUUCUUUUUAAUAGCUCUCAAUUUGCGUGGACUGUUCACAAAAAUAUGUCCUGUGCAGCAUUUUGCACUGAGUCUUUCUUUAUUAACCAGGGCAUCUUAAACAUUAGGGAAGUGGGACAGAUGCCAUGGGGGGGGGGGGGGCAUGUGACAUUAAGGCAAGGUGUAGCAAACUAUGGUCAGUUGCUUUCUGGUUGCCUGAUCAGCAGUAGUUCAGAUGAGAUGCAUUUUAAAUGUCAAAUACGAAACUUCUACAUGCGGCUCCCUGUCUGUCUAUAGCUAAUCGUAUGGAAGGGGUGUCCGUGAGGAAGAUGGCGGGGAUCUGUUUGCUGAUCGAUGACGGGGGGGGGCAAACUGCUGCUCCCUGGGGCUACUUCUGUUCUCUACCUGCGCGACGUGGCUCAAAAGGGCCCGUUUGCAGAGGUCUAUGUUAACUGAGCUGAGCGGCAGGGUUCAGGCGGUGGGUUUACCAUUGGAGAAUAUGGUGGGGAGUUGGUGUGUUUACAGCCUUCACAGUGCAUCACUGUAAUCAGUGCAUGCUCCUUAACUUACUGUGAAGGCGCUGGACGUCCCUCGUGUGUGAGAGAUGGGUGUGGCUUGGGGUGCGCAGUGCUGGUAUAAUACAACUACACUCAUGAAACGGGAGAGUUCAGCCAUACUGCUCUCUAAUUGUCUUAGUCUCCUAAAUGUGCAAAAUCAGCUCCCUCUGACUAUGCAGAGUGGGGCACUGGUAAGCCGUUUACUAUAUAUUAGUGUGAGGUUCGAUUUAUAAGCUUUCUGUAAGCAAUCAGAUUAUCAGAGCCAGUCAGUUAAAUAAUGGAAGCUGUACGUAAGCUAAAGAUCUGCGUAAUAGUUACUCCGCUCAUCGCACAACCUGUGACUUCUGAUAUCGGGGGUUUUUUUUUGGUAGAGGAGGGAGGCAUGUUAUGGUGGUCUUUGCUGGGGAAUGGAGACUGAAAGCAUGAUGUGUUGCGUUAUGUUGUGGCUGUCCCGCCUGCAAUUCGUUGCAAGAGCAGCAGGUGGCGCCACAAACAUUACUAAACCAAGUUUCUAAGUUAACUAUAAAAUAAGUGUAAAUAGUAAGAUACUGACUGUAUAAAUUUAGCUUGCUUGCCUUAUUCUUUUAACAGUGUUGUGUUUUUCUUUGUGUUUGAUGGAUCACUUUUGAUUUUGUCAAAGUAGAGCUUCUGAUUCAUAACAAGCUCUGACAUUGAAAGUGUAUAGAUUUGUGUGUUUUUAAUCUUUAUCUUGGGGUAUGACCUAUGCUGCCCCUGCAGAUCUGGGCCCUCUGCAAAGUAUCCUCUCACUGCAAUUCUAAGAGCCUCUCCUGUGUGUCUGAGCCAGUCUCGUCCACUUAGGCUUAGCCGGUAAAUGUCCAUUUGGAGGUUGUUUUAAGCUCAUUAAAUUAUACCUUGAAGCAGUGUUUUAAAUCUGAAUGCACAGGCAGUCGGAGGAUCACGCUCACAGGACCCCGCAGCUCCAGGCUUGGGUAGUGAGGGCCCAUAUGGCACCACUCUGCCAUCCUUUGCUUGGGUUUUAAUUCACUACAUCUGGGAGGUAGGAAUACGUUUCAUUUACCUGAUCACACAUGUCACUGGAACUUCAAUAUCCUAAUGUUUAUAUUUAAUUUGAAAUUUAGCACUGUUGUGUGAAGAAUUUUAAGUAUUCCAUUUUGAAUAUUAUUUGUGUCGAUUAUUGACACUCGUAUCAUAAAUAGUUUUGAUUUGUGCUGGAAAACCUGCUUUCCAGAUAUACUGGUCAUUUAAUUUUAUGGUCAUGUAUGUGCUAACAAUAAACAACCAAUAACCAUU
Messenger RNA from Paramormyrops kingsleyae, 3096 nucleotides. It is a transcript of the gene reep2, whose product is annotated as receptor accessory protein 2. Gene Ontology annotation, cellular component: cytoplasmic microtubule; endoplasmic reticulum membrane; endoplasmic reticulum tubular network. Gene Ontology annotation, molecular function: taste receptor binding; microtubule binding. The record is from RefSeq and is a predicted model, not a curated record. Gene Ontology annotation, biological process: endoplasmic reticulum tubular network organization. Lineage: Eukaryota; Metazoa; Chordata; Actinopteri; Osteoglossiformes; Mormyridae.